CCUUCCCAUAGCUGCUGCUAACCGGGUAGCUGGGGUAAAAACACGGGGGCAGGAGAUGGCAGGUGUGCACCCUCAGGACGACCUGCUGAAAAUGACUCACAGGGAGAACUGGAAGGUGCAGCAUGAGCGUCUGCAUGUGAAGCACCGCGGGCACGAGGCCAUGCACGCUGAGAUGGUCCUCAUCCUCAUAGCCACGCUGGUGGUGGCUCAGAUAGUUCUGGUCCAGUGGAAACAGAGGCACCACCGGUCCUAUAAUCUGGUGACUCUGGUCCAGAUGUGGGUGGUCCCCCUUUACUUCACCAUCAAACUGUACUGGUGGAGGUUUCUGUCCAUGUGGGGGAUGUUCUCCGUCAUCACCAGCUACGUCAUCUUCAGAGCAACUCGCAAGCCGCUGUCCUGCAGGACGCCGAGGAUGGUGUACAAGUGGUUCCUGUUGAUCUACAAGCUGAGCUAUGCGGUGGGUGUUCUGGGCUACCUGGCCAUCAUGUUCACCAUGUUCGGCUUCAACGUUUUCUUCAGGAUCAAGGCUGAGGACUCAAUGGACGUUGGUGUCAUCAUGCUGUUUUACGGACUUUACUACGGUGUGAUGGGCAGAGACUUUGCUGAAAUCUGCUCGGACUACAUGGCUUCUACAAUCGGGUACUACAACAAGGGGGGAAUGCCCAGCCGGAGUCUGACCAACGACAUCUGUGCGGUCUGCGGUCAGAGGAUCCUGGUGGACGUGGAGGAUGAAGGAUUUAUAGAAGACACCUACGAGCUCUCCUGUGGACACCUAUUCCAUGAGUUCUGCAUCCGCGGCUGGUGCAUUGUGGGUAAGAAGCAGACGUGUCCGUACUGCAACGAGAAGGUCGACAUGAAGAGGAUGAUGAACAAUCCCUGGGAGAAGACACAUGUCCUGUAUGGACAGCUGCUUGACUGGCUCAGAUACCUGGUUGCCUGGCAACCCAUCAUCAUCGGUAUUGUCCAUGGGAUUAAUUUCUCCCUCGGCCUUGAAUAGAGACCUGAGGAACUCCACUGUAAGUACUGUACGGACCCGGACUCGUUUAAAGCGCAAUAAACCUUUUGUGACGAAACGUGAAGCUCGGUCGGCGCUGCAAGGAACUGAUUCAGGCUGCUUUUGAAGUCUUCGUUUCUUCGGUACGUGUUCUUCGACUGGACGCUUGCACGGUUUCCUGCAGACGGAUCCCAGGUUGUCUGGACCUCUGUUUGCAGGGGACACUGUGAUCCCAAAAACUGCUGCCAACUUGAACAUAAAUGUUUGAGCACAGUAUUUCAUUUCAGAAAGUUUUGACAUUAGAAAGAUAUGUGAAGAUCGAAACUUUCUGUCGGUUCAAACGUUGCUGUCUUGUUUGCAUGUUGUUUUUUAUUGUGAGAAAUCAUUGCUUUACUUUGUACUGUAUCACACAAAAACGCCUUUUUUAAACAGUUUUAUAGUUUAUUUGCACACUCCUCGCUGCUGCUGGCUCCGUUAACACCACUAACAAAUGUUUCUGUUCAAACUAGUUUUAAAGAAGAAUUGAUCUGCAUUUAGAGGACUGCAGCUCUUUGCACAGACAGGGUUACAAACAGGACAAUUCUGUCCAAAUAAAGGUACACCUAACCUGUUUACAUUUCCUGUAGCUUCUGUUUAUUAUAAAUGUUUGAUUUGGGAUGUCUGUUCUGUUAUGUAAUAAUUUGUAUGAAGCUAAAAAUGGUCAACGUAUUUCUGCAGAUGGAGUCAGCGUGUUAUUGUUAUGUUUCUGAAAUGUGUUUUUAGGUCUUUGCUGCUGAACAGGCGGUUAAGUAAGAGAGAAAGAGGUAUUAUGAGUUUACAUUCGCCCUUUGGUGCCAUUCUUUCAACAUGGUGACAAGUAACAAUGGUAACCACCCUCUAAUUGUUCAGUACCAGGAUAUUAAAUGGGUCUGUUGAAACCCUUGAAGAGUAGCUUUCUUUUGCCAAGUUGAAUGGAUGUACGUUGCUUUUUUUGGUCAACA
Molecule: messenger RNA, 1974 nt
Organism: Scomber scombrus (Atlantic mackerel)
Lineage: Eukaryota; Metazoa; Chordata; Actinopteri; Scombriformes; Scombridae
Gene: rnf175
Product: ring finger protein 175
Exons: 9
Coding region: 56-997 (313 amino acids)
Cellular component (GO): endoplasmic reticulum membrane; Golgi membrane
Molecular function (GO): metal ion binding; ubiquitin protein ligase activity
Source: RefSeq, a predicted model, not a curated record